Messenger RNA from Naegleria fowleri, 1347 nucleotides. RefSeq lists its product as uncharacterized. Gene Ontology annotation, biological process: protein phosphorylation. The record is from RefSeq and is a predicted model, not a curated record. Gene Ontology annotation, molecular function: protein serine/threonine kinase activity. The coding region runs from base 1 to 1347 and encodes 448 amino acids. Lineage: Eukaryota; Heterolobosea; Eutetramitea; Acrasida; Naegleriidae. The transcript has 2 exons.
AUGCCAUUAAAAGAAAGUCCUUCUGCUCCCACUUCCAAGAAGAAGAAAACGGCCAAAGCUUUAGGCCUGAAGAGAUCGGAACUCGAAGAAUUAUCGGAACUUCAAUUAAUUAUGGCUUGUUCGGACUUCAACGUUGAUGAACAUAAUACUGGUUUGAAUUCAGAGAGAUUGAACUCUCCGUCAUUGGAUUCUUUGAGUGAAAAUACUGUGUCAUCAUCGUCACCCAAAACAACGAGAUCAUUUAAAUCACCUUCAAGAAGAAGAACCUCUCCGAAAAGUGAUUUGACCUCUACCGUUGCUUCAUCAUCAUGUGAAGACGCCUCACAGCAUUCAAGAAUUAAAGAAGUUACACAACAGUCUUCGACGACAUCCGAAUUGAAUAGGCACACUAUUCACGAUGAGCAGCAGCAGCAACAAAUUGAGACAAACCAAGACGUCUCUUCAAAUUUAGAUAGUAUUGUCAGCUAUUUAGAAGAGGGAGAGUCAUUUCAAUUUUCAGACACUCACAUUGCAUUACUCAAAAUUCGACAAGAAAUUGACACUGCCAUUCUCAGUUGCAAGCACAAGAUGAAAUUCUUUUUUCCUCCCAUUAUUCUUAAACAUUUUCUGUUUCAUGAGGACAUAAUUCCCAAUCAAACUCCAACACAAAUAGAAAAAACUCUAAAUGAAAUGAUUGAAAGUCAUGAAAUUAGAAGAUUCUAUAUAGAUCGAAAAAUGUAUAAGGAUAUUUUCGGAUAUGUAUUUACAGAGGAUUAUAUCUCAACCAUCAAGAAACAACAUGAAAAUUAUUUAACACAGUUAGAACAACAAUAUGAAAACUCACAAGAGGAUGAUUCUCGAAUUAUUUCAGGUAUACCUUAUUUCAUGUAUAAAAAUCAAGAAGAAUCGAGAAGGAAGAUGAGUGAAACAAUGAAAAAACAACUGGCACAAGUGAUUUCUAACUUUUGUGCAAAUGUUCUCCCCAAUGUGACGGAACCAUUUAUUGAAAAAUCCGAAUUGGUUGAUUUUCUAUUUCCAGACGAAACUGAAGAGAAGCAAAAUUCAAAACACGAUGAAGUCAUUACCUUACUCAUGACAAUAGGUGCAUUAACUAUCAAAGAUAUAGACUCCUUCUACUUUGCCAUUCCUAAUCUUUCACAAUUCAUGUUCUACAUUGACAAUGGAAGAAAAGAAAUUCUCUCCAUAUUGAAAAGAAAACAAUUCAAGGAAAUUAUGGUUCACUCUCUCCUUCAAAGACCUCUCAAGAAUACAAUAUUCAAUCCCAUGUUUCAUAUUCGAGACAUGAUUGGCGAUGGUGAUGUCUCUGUGAUUGAUAUCAAUGGCCAGAAAAUGAUUCGAAUAAGAUGA